Dictyostelium discoideum AX4 is the source of this 3201-nucleotide messenger RNA. RefSeq lists its product as hypothetical. The transcript is spliced from 4 exons. Bases 1 to 3201 code for a protein of 1066 amino acids. The record is from RefSeq and is a predicted model, not a curated record. NCBI's taxonomy places the organism in Eukaryota, Evosea, Eumycetozoa, Dictyosteliales, Dictyosteliaceae.
AUGAUACUAUAUUAUUUAUUUAUCUUCUUUUCUUUUCUUUGUUUUUUUUCAUUUGGGAUUAUUCCUCCUGAGAAUGAACUUCUUGCUUUAAAUAAUAUUGUACAAAAGUUUAAUCUUUCAAUUGGUAAUCAACCAAACCCUGAUUAUUGUUCAAUUUUUAUCUGUAGUCAAACAAAUGGAUCACUUAUAGAUACUCUUUAUUUAUUAGCUAAUUCUAUUGAAUACACACCAAUUGGUGCAAAGAUCGCUGUAUCAGAUUUAAAACAAUUUACAAGUGUUUCUUCAAUAUUUUUAAAUGGAUUUGAAAUUGAAUAUGAAUUUAUUUAUCACAAAUUCGAAAAUUGUCAAACCCUUUAUUAUAUUGAAACUAGGGGAGCAAUGGUGAUAAAUAAAACGUUACCCGAUUAUGCAUCAAUAAAUAUUGAUUGUAAAGGAUUAGAAGGUACAGAAUUUAAACUAUCUUAUAUUAGCUCAAAAACACAUAGUUUCAAUAUAUAUGGAGGGAACGUAAACUUUAUAACUGAUGUUCCAAAGCCAACAUUUUUUCAAAAUUUACGUUUAAAAACAAAAAACAUACCAGAUUUAAAAAAAAUUGUAUUUGAAAAUUUAAUUAUAAAUAUUGAUAAAGAUUUCAAUACCAGUUCAUUAUCAGCGUAUUAUAAUACAAUUGGAGCGAAAUCGACUUCACUAUUAAAUGAUGAUAGAAAUAAUGGACCAAAUUUACCAAGUGAAUUUUUAGGUGAUAGAUGGGUUUCAAAUGAUAAAUAUAGGGACAAUUUAGAUGUGAAUGGUUUUUUAGCUCCAAUUAAUAAUGAGCAAAUUGAUUUAACAGAAUUGAAGUAUUCAUUAUUAGAUUUUAGAAAAGCAGGUCAAUUAUUCAACAUUCAACAAAAUUCAAAAAAUGUAUUCCCAAUUAAAACUGGAAACAGUACAACAUACUUGAAAUUCCAUAAUGGAAAUAUUUCUCAAAUUUACCCACUUUCCCAAUUUGGAAAAGCUUCAUUUAUCUCUGUAGUAAAUUCAAGUAUUACUGGUGAUUUAGGCCCAUAUGAGCCAAAUAAUGGAUUUCCUACAAGACUUUAUGAUUUUACUAAUAAUGCUAUAACUGGAACAAUUGAUCAAUCAUGGUGUAACUCUGUAUUGAUAGUUAAAAACAAUAGGAUGAAUGGUACAAUUCCAUCCUGUUUUACAUGUUAUUUUGAUUUUCCAAUAAUGCUAGUAGAUAAUCCAAGUGCCAGUACUAUUUAUGAAGCAUUUCAAGGAAAUAGCUUUGAUAAUUUAAAUACAAAUAUUAAAUGUACAACUUUUGCUCCACAAAUUGAAAAAAUUCGAGAUAAGGCUCUACAUAUUUUUGGUAAUGAUAUUGGUUUCGAUAGUACUUUCUAUAAAAUAGAUGAUAUUGGAAUAUGUAGUUCCUAUAAUACUAUCGAAUUUGGUAAAAGCUAUGAAUGUAUAAGUAAUAAUUAUUCAUUUAAAGAUUUAAAAUAUAUUAAAUUUAAUUUUAAAUAUCCAUUUGAUAAGGAUUAUUAUUUCCCAUUAAUUAAAAGAUCACCAAUUAUUAGCUCUGUACAUUUUUUAAAUAAUAACAAUUUACAAGUAAAUGGUUCUUAUUUUUCAAGUUAUUUAGGUCAUGUUUCUCAAACUAUUACUAUUUCAAAUUUAAUAUUUGAAAUUUUAGAUUCAAGUGAUUUCUUUACAAUUCAAGCAACUCCAAUUCAAACAAUUCCAAUUGAAAAACUUGAAUACCCUGAAAAUACAAAUACUUUUGAUUUAUUAACUUUAAAUACAAAUUCAAAGAUUACAAGAGUUUACAUUAAUCCAUCUUCAAUUAAUGAUAAAAUAUGUAAAAAUGAUUGUACUGAUAAUGAUCAUGGUAUUUGUAAUUUAUAUUUAGGUGUUUGUGUUUGUUUAAAUGAUUUUAUUGGUGAUGAUUGUUCGAAUUCAAAAUUUUUCAUUACAUCAGUUCAACCAUCAACAACAAAUGGUGGUGAAGCUAUUUUCUUUGGUUCAUUUUUAGAAUCAAUCAAUACUAUUUCAUUAACAAUUGGUGGAAUAGAUUGUCCAAUUACAUUCAAUUCAUCAGAUACAAUUAAAUGUACAGCACAACCUGGUAAUGGUAUUAAAACUGUAAUUUUAAAACAAAAUGAUAAAAUAUUCACUGGUAUUGGCAUUUAUAAAUAUAUUGAAUUAUCAAUACCAUGUCCAAAUAAAUGUUCAAAUAAUGGUAUUUGUAAUUCAACAACUGGAAUUUGUAAAUGUAAUAAUGGAUAUACUUUAUAUGAUUGUAGCGCAUUAUUAAAUACAGAUAAUGGUUCAGGUGGUAAUAAUAACAAUGGCGGUACAAAUACAACAAUUGACCCAGGUACAGGUUCAACAAAUAUUACAGAUUCUCAAACUCACUUUCAAAUUUAUUUAAAAUCAUUAAUUGAAGUAGAUAUUAAUAAUAAUGAAGUUAAAUCUUAUUCAUUAUUAAAGAAUUGGAUAUUUAAUAAAACUGAAAAUGAAAUUGAACCAAAUAAAUAUAUAUUAAAACAACAAUUAGUAAAUAAUACUGCUCCAAAUUCAAAUGGAUGUAUAAUUACAUCAACAAUUGAAGAAAUUAAAGAUAAAAAUGGUAAAGAAUUUACAUUUGCGGGUACAUCAUUCGUUGUUUCAAGUGGUUCAAUUAAAUUUACAAUUUCAAUUGCAAAUUAUACAUAUCAAAGUAAUUUAAAUACUUUAAAAUUAGAAUUAAUGUCAUCAGUUGAUAAAAUCGAUAAAAUUAAUAAUUGUAAUUCAAAAGACACAGAAAUCGAUACAACCAAUGUAAAUGAUAUAUCAACAUUUAAUUAUAUCAAAAUUUCAAAAAAUAAUAAAAUUUUCUCUGGUAGAUUCAUAAAUAAAGUAUUAUCUGAUGGAAGAUCAACAUUUUUUACAACAAGCGCAAGAAACGAUUCAAAUUCAAUUAUUGUAUCAUUAAAUUUACCACAUUGUAUAAACGAAUGUUUAAUUGAUCCAGAUUUUUCAGUUUUACUUUCAAAUGAUUUCAAAUCUGAAUGUGGUGAUUCAUCUCGAAAAUGGUUUUUACCUGUUGUUAUAGUUGUACCUGUUUUGGGCGCAACUAUACUUUUUAUAGUUUUCUUUAUACUCUAUAAGAAAAGUACUACACUUAAAAUUAUGUUGCACGCUGCAAAAUUAAAAAAAUUAAAUACCAAUAAAUAA